CCCUAGCACAACAACCUAUCUCCCAUCCUCCACCGAUUCACUGAGUCGAAAGCACCCGAUCCGACACUGAGCCAUGCCAAACCCCAAGGUCUUCUUCGACAUGACCGUCGGUGGGGCCCCCGCCGGCCGGAUCGUGAUGGAGCUCUACGCGGACACAACCCCACGGACUGCUGAGAACUUCCGGGCCCUCUGCACCGGCGAGAAGGGCACAGGGCGCUCUGGCAAGCCCCUCCACUACAAGGGCUCGAGCUUUCACCGAGUCAUUCCGAAUUUCAUGUGCCAGGGCGGCGAUUUCACUGCCGGAAACGGUACCGGCGGCGAGUCGAUCUACGGCUCCAAGUUCGCUGACGAGAAUUUCAUCAAGAAGCACACCGGCCCCGGGAUCCUGUCCAUGGCCAACGCCGGACCUGGAACGAACGGCUCCCAGUUCUUCAUCUGUACGGCCAAGACGGAGUGGCUCGAUGGGAAGCACGUCGUGUUCGGUCAGGUCGUUGAGGGUAUGGAUAUCGUGAAGGCGAUCGAGAAGGUGGGGUCCUCGUCUGGGAGGACCUCGAAGCCGGUCGUGAUCGCCGAUUGCGGUCAGCUCUGUUGAGAUGGACGGUUGGGAUGAUGAUGUCCUAAGAAAUUAGGGUUUAUGACUUUGGGUUUAGAGUCUUGUGAUCUUUUUACGCUUUUGUCUUUGAGAAGGGAGUAAACGACUGUUUGGGUGUAGAAAGGGUUCUUUCUUAUAAUAAGAUUAGGGUCUUGCGUUUUCCA
Messenger RNA from Magnolia sinica, 756 nucleotides. Its product is annotated as peptidyl-prolyl cis-trans isomerase. Bases 74 to 592 code for a protein of 172 amino acids. NCBI's taxonomy places the organism in Eukaryota, Viridiplantae, Streptophyta, Magnoliopsida, Magnoliales, Magnoliaceae. The record is from RefSeq and is a predicted model, not a curated record. Gene Ontology annotation, molecular function: peptidyl-prolyl cis-trans isomerase activity. Gene Ontology annotation, biological process: protein folding; protein peptidyl-prolyl isomerization. The transcript has a single exon.